CACGCUGUUCUGUGUGUUAUCUUAAACACAAAGAAGAGCCCUGACACAAACAAGAGCAAUUAUGGCAGCCCAGUCAGUGAGGAUGGCAACUUCGACUCUCUGCAAUCUGAAUGGGUCACAGAAGAGACAGGCCAUGUUGAGUCCAGUUUGGUACAUGGGUGCUCGACCAAAACCCUCUAAUGCUACCGCUACUUCGUCUUCUCACUCUCAUUUCUUUCAGAGUUCCAGAACAAACGUCAGUUCAUCAAAGCUCUACCAUUUGCAUCACAAGACUCCAAGAAACUUAUCAGUUUUCGCUAUGUCCGCUGAUGCAAAGAAGACUAGUGAGGAAGGCGAUAAGCGCUCACUGCCAAGCAUGUCUGAUAUUCUAGAAGCUUCUAGAGCACAGAAACUGGACCUUCAACUCAAAACCCUGGGACCCUUCUUCAGGAUCACUGCCACUAGCCUCCAAACCCGCGCAGAGCUGGGAAAAGCUGAAGGCCUCAUACGAAUCUCGUUUCAAGGAACAAAGAUUCUUCACUUGGAUUCCAUGAAGCUCCGCAGGGAAACCCUCAGCAUGGAGAAGUCAAUCUUUGGCCUCGGUUUGUUCAUCGGUGCCGUCGCUAUUCGCCACGGCUACGAUUCUGGCUGCACCGCCGCUCAGUUACUCGCAAUCAAUGAUUCCGACCUUUACCAUUCUAAGUUGGUUAGGUUCUACGGCAGACUUGGAUUUAGAGAGGUGUGCCAAGUGAGUGGCUCAUCAAUUGGGGAUAUUCCACACAUGCUGGUUUGGGGAGGUGUUGGUACACGGAUGGAUGCCAGCAUUGAGGAACUCAUGCUCAAAUGGUGUACCAGAUUCAAGAAAAAUCAAAGCCCUCAAUCAUGACUGAUCCCAUUACAAUUUCCUAUGUUUUGAAGUUUUUUUUAUGUUUUUGUACAAAGAAGGCCCUAAGGCCGAAAAAUUUUUUGAAGUUUGAUUUUAAAUA
Arachis duranensis is the source of this 965-nucleotide messenger RNA. RefSeq lists its product as uncharacterized. The transcript is spliced from 3 exons. NCBI's taxonomy places the organism in Eukaryota, Viridiplantae, Streptophyta, Magnoliopsida, Fabales, Fabaceae. The record is from RefSeq and is a predicted model, not a curated record. Bases 62 to 865 code for a protein of 267 amino acids.